UCCCUGCUCCCACCCGGCCCCCCACGUGCUUUAAGGAGCGCGUUACUCACUCGUUACUCGCUCGUGACCAGCGUGGCAGUACCUGGCCCUGCCCACGUUUGGCGAUGGGAGCUUUCCCCCCUCCUCGCAGAGCUGUUCAGGACGACAGCACCUGGUGUGGCGGCGUUGGGGUUGACGCCCAGCUUGGCCUUGUCCCAAAAAGCUCAGCAAACAGGCGUCCCCUCCACGUAGCUCGUACCGAGUCCUCACACGGGGAGAGGGUCACACCGGGGGGCUGCCACAUCUCCUGACCCGCAGUCCUGCGGCUGGGGGUGCCAAAAGGAGCCUGGAGCCCCCGCGGGGGGGGGGGGAGGAAGUACAGGGGGACGCAGAGCAGCACCGUGCCCCGUGGGGGGGCACCGCGGGCAGACAGGGCAGCGAGGGGUCUUUGCUCUGUGCCUGACCCACCAAAAGACGCCCAGCUUGUGUGGACGGGGAGGGAAAACAGCCCCGUGAGGAGCCCGGGGGCUUCUCCGGUGCCGCUGAGCGCGGAGCGGAGCCCACGGGGUGCCCCCAGGGCCCUGCAGCGAGGGGGGGGCACGGCCGGACCCCGGGGACGCAGACACCUGGCGGGCAGGCACCAAGCCAGGGCAGGACACGGUGAUUAAUGCUCUGAUGGCAGCUAAGCCCCUCUGCGACCACGCUUUAAUAUCCGAUACGGGGAGAUCUGCCGGCACCUGCGAACGUGCCUGCGGAUUAGGGGCGGCCGCGCCACAAUCAUCCGCGGAUACUGCCUCAGAUUAAGGAGCCCUGGAGCGGAGCAGGAGGGACCCGUGGUGGGGAAAGAAACGCGCCUGAGGGUGGUGCUAAGGUAAGGAGGACACGGUGGGCUUGGGGACAUGGCAGGGAUCAGACGCAGCACCAGCCUUGCAUGGUCCAGGGGCACAGCGGGGCUCCCCGGGGUCUCCACGCGGUGACACCUCUGUGUCCCCCCCCUCACCCCCCCGGUUAGGGUCCGGCCGCUGACCUGCACGGAGACACGCCGAGGUGACCGGCGGGUGGUGCACAGCCUGGGCGACGGCACCGUCCACGUGAGCGCGGCCAGGCACGACGCCACCUUCGGGUUCAGCGCCGUCUUCGACGUGGGCGCCUCGCAGGAGGCCGUCUUCGAGGGCAGCGGGAUGAGGCAGCUGGUGGAGCUGGCGAUAGACGGCUUCUCCUGCACCGUCUUCGCCUUCGGACAGACGGGCUCGGGGAAGACCUACACCCUGAUGGGGCCUCUGGGGCAGAGCGAGGCCCAGCCGGCGGCCCCGGCUGUGCUGGGGCUGAUGCAGAGAUCCUUCGCCUGCCUCCUGGAGCACAGCCGGAGCCACAGCCCCAGCCUGGCCCUCAGUGCCUCCUACCUGGAGAUCUACAACGAGCAGGUCAGGGACCUGCUGAGCCCUGGGCCGCCGUGCACCCUGCCCCUGCGCUGGAGCAAAACCCGUGGCUUCUACGCGGAGAACCAGCUCAGCGUGGACUUUGAGAGCCUGGAGGCCAUCGUCGACCUGCUCCUGCAAGGUGCCGGGGCUGGGGCCACGUGGGGCACAUUCGGGAGGUGCUGGACCCAGCGGUGGUGGUGCUGGGCACGGGGCGGCGUGCCCCCCCUGCAGCUCUCCAUCCCGGCAGGUUCCCGGAGGCGCCGGACCUCUGCGCACGCCCUCAACAGGCACUCGAGCCGCAGCCACGCUCUCCUGACCAUCCACAUCCGCAGCCGAGCCCCCAGCACCAGCCCCAGCAAGCAGGGCACGCUGUGCUUCGUGGACCUGGCCGGCAGCGAGCGGGUGAAGGACACCAGCUCCACCGGGGAGCUCUGCGUGGAGGCCAACAACAUCAACCGCAGCCUGCUGGCGCUGGGUAAGAGCUGGGGACCCCCUGCAGCGGCUGCCGGACCCCGUCACAGCCCCAACACAUGCUUUGUGGCUCGUCCUCCCUCAGGACACUGCAUCUCCCUGCUGGCCAAGCCCCAAGGGAGGCGGACACACAUUCCCUACAGGGACAGCAAGCUCACCCGGCUGCUGGCCCGCUCCCUGAGCGGCUGGGGCGUCACGCUGAUGGUCGCUUGCAUCUCCCCAUCCUCGCGCUGCCUCUCGGAGACGCUGAGCACGCUGCACUAUGCCAGCCGAGCCUGCAGGGUCACCACCAGACCCGUGGCCAACAGGGUCCCCCGGGAGAAGCUGCUGCAAACCUUGGAGGAAGAGAUCCGGGCCCUGCAGCUGGAGAACCUCUCCCUGCGCCAGCAGCUCUGCCUGCCCACGGUGCCGACGAGGAGUGGGGAGGUGCUGGGGACCCCCCCGAGGCCGGGGGCACAGCCAGGCUGGGCGGGCAGGUACGGCCACAUGGGGCCACCCGAAGGGCAGCUCCUGUCGGAGGGAGCCCCAGCCUGGCCCAGCCUCUACGGCCUCCUGCGGGACUUCGUGGUGGAGAACGAGCAGCUCAGGCGGCCCCACAAGUCCCCAGACCCUGGCGGUGACAUCCCAGCCGUCCCAUCCUGCAGAGGGCCCCGCAGCUCCUGCGGCAGCCAGGUCCCUCUCCGGAGCACCCACGUCCCGCUCGGCCACCCCACGCAGCUCCGGCAGCCCCACGCGACACCCGCCUCCGGGCACCAGCUGCCGAAACUGCCUCCUGCCUCCGGCUGCCCCCAGUGCUGCCCCGGUUUGCCUGAUGCCAUCGUGCCCCAGGUGCUGCCGGGGCUCCCCAUGCCACAGCCGGUCCCCCUCGGCAUCCCGCUGCCCAGCCAGGAGGAUGCAGCUCUGCCCGGCUCCCGGCCACACCAGGGAAAGCGGAGCCAGGGAAGGAGCAGGAGCUCGUCUCGGCGGCACCCGGUGCCACGGGACAGCCGGGAGCCACCGGGCCCCGAGCGCUGGCCCAGCCCCGAGAGAAGGGUCGUGCCUUCGGCCCCACCGUGGCCAGGCCCAGGCCUGCUGGAGCCUGGAGCCGCUGGAGCUGUCCCUCUGCCGCAGUGGGAGGAGGCCCCGGGCUGGCUGGCGGAGCAGAUCUGAGCUGCCAGAGCCGCACCGGAGCCGGGACCAGCAGAGGGGACCCUGCACCCUGUAACC
Messenger RNA from Cygnus olor (mute swan), 3077 nucleotides. RefSeq names its product kinesin family member 12 (gene KIF12). Gene Ontology annotation, biological process: microtubule-based movement. The record is from RefSeq and is a predicted model, not a curated record. Gene Ontology annotation, molecular function: microtubule binding; microtubule motor activity; ATP binding. Bases 1161 to 3020 code for a protein of 619 amino acids. Lineage: Eukaryota; Metazoa; Chordata; Aves; Anseriformes; Anatidae. The transcript is spliced from 14 exons.